Molecule: messenger RNA, 840 nt
Organism: Gasterosteus aculeatus aculeatus (three-spined stickleback)
Lineage: Eukaryota; Metazoa; Chordata; Actinopteri; Perciformes; Gasterosteidae
Gene: ecrg4a
Product: ECRG4 augurin precursor a
Biological process (GO): cellular senescence; G1 to G0 transition; central nervous system development
Source: RefSeq, a predicted model, not a curated record
GUGCCGGCGAGGAGGUGGACGACAUUCCAGCCUCGUAGGCAAGUUUCCACUUGGAAACUGGGAGUCGCCGCCCUCUCGCCGCUUGGCUGGGCAGCAGUUUUAUGAGCAGUCGUUGCUCCGUAAGGACGCUGAGCGGACGCACGAUGGCCUCCCAGCGGCUCUGUUUGAGGUUUUUGGGGCUGGCUGUGAUGCUGACUUUCAUGGCUUUUAGAGACGUUUCCAGUAACAGCAGCCUGCUCAGGAUCCUAAAGAAAAGAGAUGUGGCAGGAGCUGCUUCUGCCCCCUCCAGGGCCUCCGUGGCCGUCCCCUCUUCCAAAGCCCUGGCGUUCCUGGGAAAGGUGAGCAGGACCAAGAGGAACCUUUGGGAUCGCAGCAGACCAGACGUGCAGCAGUGGAUCGCUCAGUUUAUGUCCAUGGGAUUUGAUGAGCAGAGGCUGGAGACCGACCUGUCGUACUGGAUGGACCAAGCUCGCUCCAGAGACCAAGGUCGUCAACACCAAUACGAUGAAAACGCCCCCAUCGGCCCGCGGGACCAGAGUUCCUACAGGCACGGCGCCGAUGUCAACUACGACUACUACUGACUGUGAUGUGUCAGUUUAACAAGAGCCGCGCAGGAGGGGAGGGGGGGGGGGGCGACACCCUCGUAACGCCGCAGCUGCUCUGCCAGUAUAACCAAUUAUCUCAAAUUAGCCAUCGAGCAGCGGCGAUGUUCACUGACAGUGAAAACACGAUGUGUUAUGUACGUUUUGAGGGAGCUGAUUUGUGUGUAAAACUGUUCACGUCUGUGGCUUAACUCGUCUCUUUUCACUACAUCAUCGCAAAUAAAGGCGUGGCUUCAUA